Helianthus annuus (common sunflower) is the source of this 2134-nucleotide messenger RNA. Its product is annotated as ABC transporter G family member 9. The transcript has 4 exons. Bases 91 to 1950 code for a protein of 619 amino acids. Gene Ontology annotation, cellular component: membrane. Lineage: Eukaryota; Viridiplantae; Streptophyta; Magnoliopsida; Asterales; Asteraceae. The record is from RefSeq and is a predicted model, not a curated record. Gene Ontology annotation, molecular function: ABC-type transporter activity; ATP binding; ATP hydrolysis activity.
GAGAGGCGUGAACACAUAUAUAGUCGUAUAUAGUAUAUCUUCAUAAAUUUCAAUUGAAACGAUUGAAUCCAAAUCGAAAUCGGUUGAUUGAUGGAAGCACAAAUGGUUGAUCUUGAGGCACAAUCUUCAUCUCCUAAAUUAGUUUUCAAGAAAGUUGAUCGUCCAGUCGUAUUGAAGUUUCAAGAAGUGGUUUACAAAAUCAAUAUAAAAAACCAAGGAUGUCUGAAGAAGAACAAGAAUGACAAUCCAAUAGAAAAACAAAUACUGAAGGGAGUUACAGGCAUGGUGUUGCCAGGAGAAAUGUUGGCAAUGUUAGGCCCAUCCGGCAGUGGAAAAACAACUCUCGUGACAGCGCUAGGCGGCAGACUAGGCGGCAAACUCGGUGGCACUAUUACCUACAACGGCAAACCGUUUUCAAGUAUAAUCAAAAGGAACACUGGUUUUGUUACCCAAGAUGAUGUUCUGUAUCCUCACUUAACAGUUACUGAAACCCUAGUUUUCACAGCUCUUCUUCGGCUUCCUAAUAGUCUCACUAGUCAACAGAAGAUCGCUAAGGCGGAAGAUGUAAUCGAUCAACUCGGGUUGACAAGAUGCAAAACCAGUAUUGUUGGUGGGCCGGCGUUAAGAGGGAUAUCGGGUGGGGAACGAAAGAGAGUUAGUAUUGGACAAGAAAUGCUUAUAAACCCUAGUUUGUUGUUCUUGGAUGAACCAACAUCAGGGCUUGAUUCGACGACUGCUCAACGAAUUGUUUCAACUUUAUGGGAAUUAGCAAAGGGAGGGCGAACGAUUGUGAUGACAAUUCAUCAACCUUCAAGUCGUCUCUUUUAUAUGUUUCAUAAGGUUUUAUUGCUAUCAGAAGGGAAUCCUUUGUUUUUUGGAAAAGGAUCAGAAGCUAUGUCUUAUUUUAACAGUAUUGGAUUUUCACCGUUAGUUGCUAUGAAUCCUUCAGACUUUUUGCUUGAUCUUGCAAAUGGUAUAUCGCCGGAUGAUUCCAAUCAAGAAGAUCAAGCUACAGUAAAAAGGAAGUUAGUCUCAGCUUAUAAGUUGAAACUAGAUGAUAAUCUGAAAGCUGAAACCCAAGGAUUUGAAGCACAAGCUGAUGAUGCAUUUGAACUCAAGAAGUCAGAACCAUGGAGUACAACUUGGUUGCAACAGUUCACAAUUUUGCUUAAAAGAGGCCUGAAAGAAAGGAGACAUGAAUCUUUUGAUGGUCUCAAGAUUGCUCAAGUUGUAAUAAUUUCAAUUCUUUGCGGUUUGCUAUGGUGGCAGUCGGAUACAGCUCACCUACAAGAUCAGUCAGGAUUGUUGUUUUUCUACACUGGAUUUUGGGGUUUUUUUCCAUUAUUUCAAGCAAUUUUCACUUUCCCUCAAGAACGAGAUAUGCUUACAAAAGAAAGAUCAUCAGGAAUGUAUCGACUCUCAUCUUAUUUCAUGUCAAGAACAAUAGGUGAUCUUCCAAUGGAGCUUGUUCUUCCCACAUUUUUUUGCAUUGUAACCUACUGGAUGUCUGGGCUCAAGCCGAAUUUGGGUAGUUUCUUAUACGCGUUGUGCGCACUUCUAUUAAGUGUGUUGGUCGCUCAAGGGCUAGGACUAGCUCUAGGUGCACUAGUUAUGGACCUCAAAUCAGCAACCACCUUAGGGUCAGUGAUCAUGCUAUCCUUCACAUUGGCGGGUGGAUAUUAUGUCCAACAUGUUCCAGUUUUUAUAUCCUGGAUCAAGUACGUAUCGAUCAGUCUGUAUACUUACAAGCUCUUGUUAGGAUCACAAUACAAGAAGGACCAGACUUAUCAGUGUGGUAACCAAACUUGUUUGGUUGCUGAUUAUCCGGCUAUCAAGAAUAUUGGGCUCGAUGGGCAAUUGGCCUCGUUUGUUGCUUUAGUUAUAAUGCUGGUAUUUUAUCGGAUUGUUGCUUAUGUUGCUCUCAUGAGGAUCGGAGUACCUAAAAAGUGAGUUGAGGUUUUCAUAAUUUGUGGGUCAAAAGAUGACUAAAUUGAGAGAUUCUUCAUGUUGUGUUUUUUUUUUUCUUUUAUUGGGUUUAUCCACCUUAAGAAUAUUGGUACUGCACGGUUUAUUCUUUAGAAUUGACCCUCUUGGAUGUUCGUUUUGCAGAAUUAUAUGGUUAAAUCAUUUCAUA